This is a messenger RNA of Perca flavescens (yellow perch), 1269 nucleotides long. Its product is annotated as D(1) dopamine receptor. The coding region runs from base 1 to 1269 and encodes 422 amino acids. Gene Ontology annotation, molecular function: dopamine neurotransmitter receptor activity, coupled via Gs; G protein-coupled receptor activity. The record is from RefSeq and is a predicted model, not a curated record. Gene Ontology annotation, cellular component: plasma membrane. The transcript has 2 exons. Gene Ontology annotation, biological process: G protein-coupled dopamine receptor signaling pathway; adenylate cyclase-activating adrenergic receptor signaling pathway; positive regulation of MAPK cascade. NCBI's taxonomy places the organism in Eukaryota, Metazoa, Chordata, Actinopteri, Perciformes, Percidae.
AUGAAUAACACAACCGGCUUUGCGCUGGUCGGAGCCGGCAGCCGGGAGGAGUUACCGGCGCACCGAGCUUUAACGGGCUGCGUCCUGGCGCUGCUUAUCAUUUGGACGCUUUUUGGCAACUUCACGGUGUGCGCAGCAGUUUAUCGCUUCCGGCACCUGCGCGCCAAAGUAACCAACAUCUUCAUCGUGUCCCUGGCUCUGUCGGACCUCCUGGUCGCCGUUCUGGUGAUGCCGUGGAAAGCUGUGGUCGAGGUGGCUGGUUACUGGCCGUUUGGAGGGUUCUGUAAGACCUGGCUGGCAUGCGACAUCAUGUGCUCCACGGCCUCCAUUCUCAAUCUGUGCCUCAUUAGUGUGGACCGAUACUGGGCCAUCUCCAGCCCUUUCCUCUAUGAGAGGAGUAUGAACAAGAAGGUGGCCUCUGUUAUGAUCGGUGUGACCUGGGCAGUCUCCCUGGUCAUCUCUUUCGUCCCCGUGCAGCUGAACUGGCACCGUGCGGAGAUGGGUGAUCCACAUGGGGAGGAUUUGACGCUUCUCGGCGUUGAUGGGAGCUGUGACUCCAGACUGAGCCGCACAUACGCCAUCUCCUCGUCCCUCAUCAGUUUCUACAUCCCCGUGGCAAUCAUGAUUGUCACAUACACUCGCAUCUACCGGAUAGCCCAGAUGCAGAUCCGGAUGAUAUCCUCUCUGGAGCGGGCGGCGGAGCACGCGCAGAGUUGCCGCUCGGACCGCUCCAAUCAGUCACACCGGGAGCUCAGAGUCUCCAUCAGAAAAGAGACGAAAGUCCUCAAAACUCUGAGCAUCAUCAUGGGUGUUUUUGUCUGCUGCUGGUUUCCAUUCUUUGUCCUGAACUGCGCUCUGCCCUUCUGUACCGGACCAGAGGACCAGCGGGGCCCGUACUGCGUCAGCGAAAAAACCUUUGAUGUCUUUGUGUGGAUCGGCUGGAGCAAUUCGUCCCUCAACCCGGUCAUCUAUGCGUUUAACGCGGACUUCAGAGACGCAUUCCUGCGCUUGUUGCGCUGCCGCGGACGAGGCUGCUGCGCAGCGGUGAGCGCAGCGGUGGAGACGGUGAUGGCGAGCAACGAGGCCGGAAACCUAAAGCAGGAGAGCCCACUGAAACUGGACGUCUCCUGUGCCACGAAUACCAGGGGAAGCGAGGACAGCGGGAACACAACGGUAACUGUGUUUUAUCACAGAGCGACUUCGUCGGAGCACGUCACGGACACUCAGGAAAGCAACGACAAAGACAGACUGACGCAGAUACCAAUAUAA